GAUGAAUUGAAGAGCUUGUGAUUUGCAGAGAGCUGAGGCCCCAGGGUGAAGAUGUCGGUGCUGUGGGAGAAGAGCGAGACAUGGAGGUGGAUUGUGAGGAAUUCGAGAGACUCGAAGCCAUUUUUCUUGGCCUUCGCCACCAUAUGCGGAGUAGUGCCUGGUGUAAUUGGAUACUGCGUCAUGCAAUUCACCAACUCCCGCAAUCCAGAGCUCGAAGCCCAACUCCGCAGCAAUGCUCGCCCCGAUUCCCUCAUGAUGGGGAAAGUAAAUCAAGAGAGGCUGGCAGAAUUUCUGGGGGAACUGCAGCGUAAAGAGGAUACAAAUGACCGGUAUGUUGCUGCUCUGAGAGGAGAGACAUUGACCAGAAAGCCCUAUGAAAGGAUCCAACCAAUCCCAAAGCAAAGCAACAUGGAAGCUAAGGAGCAGAAGUAGAUAAGUGGUCGGAUCAACCAGUGAUGAAUACUCCCUGUGCAAAUCUGUAUCCUUUGACAGGAGAAAGGACUAAGAGAGGUUUCCCUCUUUUCUUAUUCGAUGCAAUCAAUAUCCACAGGAAAUUGUGGUUCUGACUACUUUGGAACUAGUAUUUGUGUGUUUCAGGAAUCAUCAAAGACAUGAACUUUGUUUCAUUUUAGAAUUCGUUCUUGUUCUUGUUCUUGUUCUUUUUCCUUUUCUUCAAUCAGAUAAGCCACAGGCUUGGAAUUCA
This is a messenger RNA of Vitis riparia (riverbank grape), 703 nucleotides long. RefSeq lists its product as uncharacterized. Lineage: Eukaryota; Viridiplantae; Streptophyta; Magnoliopsida; Vitales; Vitaceae. The coding region runs from base 52 to 432 and encodes 126 amino acids. The record is from RefSeq and is a predicted model, not a curated record. The transcript has 2 exons.